Lutra lutra (Eurasian river otter) is the source of this 1251-nucleotide messenger RNA. RefSeq names its product putative neuroblastoma breakpoint family member 5. The coding region runs from base 775 to 1053 and encodes 92 amino acids. The transcript has 2 exons. The record is from RefSeq and is a predicted model, not a curated record. Lineage: Eukaryota; Metazoa; Chordata; Mammalia; Carnivora; Mustelidae.
AUGAGAGCCCUUAAGAACACCUGUUGGGAAGGGCGCCUGAGUGGUUCCUUUGGUUGAGCAUCUGACCCUUGGUUUAGGAUCGGGUCAUGGUCUCAUGGGUUGUGACACUGAGCCCCUUAUCACAUACUCUCCCUCUACCCAUGCCCCCAUUCUCUCUCUCCAAGAAAUAAAGAGAAAGAAAAAAAGAAAAAGAACAAAGAAAACUUCGUGGGACGCUAUUUCUGCCUGACCUUAUUCUACACACAUAAGAGAACGAACAACGAGAACUAUGCUGAGACAAUGUUUUAGAAAGAGAGGGGAACUGUGGUAUCAGCACAAGGGUAGACAACGACUGACAGUGGCCACUGAGGGGUGGGCCCCAUCAGUGGUCACCUUCACGAGAGACCAGGCAGCCCUGUUGAUCGGCAUGGCCUCGGCAACUGGAAGGCAGGGGCUCCCCAGGUUCCGCUGAAACCCUGGACAAUCCAUUCAGUUAGUGCAGGUGCAGACCAGUAGCUGGCAUUCUGGGUGCUCCCUGGGUCAUUCCAGUUGGAGUCGGAGCUAUGAGCAGUGCCUUUGGCUCCCACCUCUGGCAUCUUGAACCUUGGUUGUCUCUCAAGGGCUGUGGGCUGUUGCUCCAAUUGUUCCCAACAGUAAGUAAAGGAUUCCUGUAACCUCACCCCUCAGUCCUGAUUAAACCAACUUGAUGUUUUUUACCCACUGGUUUUUUACCCACCGUGGGUUUGGGUUUCUUCUCCUCGGUCCCCAGCUCUACCUCUUCUGCCACAGGUCGCCAUGGCAGCCCAUCCUGGCCCUCUGUCCGAGGCAGGGGCAGAAAGCAGCCUCCAGGAAGUCAACCGGCAGCUUCGGUCGCAGCUGGAAAAAACCGGCCAGGACUUCCUAGACCUCAAGGAAAAAUUCCUUGUAUCCGAAGCUACGGCCUACUCCCUGGCCAACCAACUGCAGAAAUACAAGUGUGAACAGUCCAGCGACCUCAUCAACUCCGUGCUGGGGGAGAAGGUGCUGUGGGAGAAGGGCAAGCGGGCAGACACGUUGCCUGAGAAGUUCAGGUAAGGAGGGCCCUGUGUGGGAGGCUGGAGGGAAGCUGUGGGCCCCUCUGACUGGCGGCAGCAACAAGUCUGGGCCCGGAGAAGGGCAGAAACCGUCAUGGCAGGCACGUUAUACAAACAUAUCUAAGACAAUUUAGACCACAGUGAUUGGUAAACAAUGGACUCCAGUGACUCAGAGCCUCAUUCUCUCUUUUUAAAAAGG